This is a messenger RNA of Penaeus vannamei (Pacific white shrimp), 1247 nucleotides long. RefSeq names its product TNF receptor-associated factor 6. The record is from RefSeq and is a predicted model, not a curated record. Lineage: Eukaryota; Metazoa; Arthropoda; Malacostraca; Decapoda; Penaeidae. Gene Ontology annotation, molecular function: protein binding.
GGAAGCAGCAGCGGCAGCAGGCGACCCGCGGGAGUUUAUUACACAAGGAGAAAUACUAAGCGCGCCAUUGUCGGCUCUUUGCUGCCCCGAAGUCGGCGAAUACGUUAGUGUCGGUGUCGGUGCUUCGGGUCGCGAGCGGGAUGGAGCGAGCGGUGCUGUUGUGUGUGGUGCUUCUGCUGCCCUGCUCGCCGGCGGAGCGUCAGCAGGGCAACGAGGAGAUCGAGUCGAUGAUCAGUCAGCUCCGACACGCCUCGGCAGCGGAAGUCCAAUCCCUAAGGUACUGCAAGAUCUCCACACCGGAUCUCCUAGCCACUGCCCAGAGCACGGCCAACAGGGUCCUACAGGGUGUUUGCAAUCCACGAGAGCUGAACGAGCGGUUCGCGGCGCUGCAGAAACAGGUGGUGGACCAGUUCAACGUCCUGCAGUCGAUGGUGGUCAGCAUCGAGGACCAACUCAGGACCCAAGACAAGCAGAUGAAGAAGCACCACAGCAAGCUCAGGCAAGCCAUCGGCAGUAUGAGGGGCGGCUCGGAGGGCGCGGACGAGGCGGGGCGCGGGAUCGACUUCUUCGACGACCUGGACGACCUGUCCGCCGGCGACGAGGAGGAUUACAGCCUCAGGGACAACGGUGAGGUGGUGAGCCCGCGAGACACCGAGAUCGACCGCUACAACUCGACCAUGCACCAGGAGGACGGCUGGAGGGUCUUCACCUACUACUGGCGAGUCCGUGACAUCAACUACAAGAUGAGGAACUGGGGUGGGCGUCGCUCCCUCCGGUCCGAGAGCUUCUACAUCUUCCAGAACGGCUACAGGAUGUACAUGAGGAUUUACCCCAAUCAGCGCGGGGAGAACGUUUAUAUUCACGUCGGGCUGACGGAGGGCGACUACGACGCCAACCUGGACUGGCCGUUCAAGCUCAAGCACCGGAUCCACAUCCUGGACCAGGGCUCGCCCUCCGAGGACAUCGUCAGCCGCGUCUGGGACCCCACCCAGCUCUGCUCCGGCUGGCACUGGCGGCGACCCGAGUCCGGCGACAACUACGAGUGCGUGGGCCUGGGCUUCGAGCAGCUCCUCCUCCGCUCCAGGAGUUACAUCCACGACGACAGCAUCGUCAUCAGGCUCACGGUGUUCCUCGCCCAGUAGAGGCGCCGCCCCUCCUCUCCCUCCUCUUCUCCCUCUUCCUCCUUCUCCUCCUUCCCCUCCUCCUCUCCCUCUUCCUCCCCCUCCUCCUCUCCCUCCUCUACUACC